Messenger RNA from Caenorhabditis bovis, 1623 nucleotides. Lineage: Eukaryota; Metazoa; Nematoda; Chromadorea; Rhabditida; Rhabditidae. The record is from the annotation of a GenBank genome assembly.
AUGGCGUGCACCGCAACUUUGUCGAUGCCCUUGGAGAAAAGCCAAAACGAAAGCGACGCGCUGUUGGCGGCGUCGAAGCGCAAUCAGAAGACUCUCGACAGUUUCAUGAAGCUCGGCCGUUAUUGCUGGCUGAUUCUUCUGUUCUCCGAGUUUAUGCUUCUCUCUGGUGCCGGCAACACCCUAUACAUGAUGUACGCCGGCGCUGCUCCAAAAUACGUCGCCUGCAAUAGUGACGAAGUGAAUAUCAAAGAUAUUUGCAAAUCAUCAUAUGAUUGGAAAACGCCGCCGAAUUGCACAUUGAAUCCAGUCUACGAUUUCAAAUCAAUCAAUAUUGAAUUUGAACACUUCUGCGAAGAAGGAGCCUGGGUGAAAACGAGCAUUUCGAUUCAAAUGAUGGGAGUUCUUGUCGGCUCUGUGUUCUCUGGAGCUCUAGCUGAUCGAUAUGGCCGGUUAAAGAUUCUUUCUGCAUGCUUUUUCAUGGUUUCAAUUCUAAGUCUGGUUUCCACAUUUGCCACCUCCCUUGUCAAUUUCACAAUUAUUCGAACUAUCCUUUCACUCUUUAAAGGCGGAUUAUUAAGCACUUACGGCGUGUACAAAAUGGAACACGUGCCACGUCAGCAUCGCUUCUGGAUAGCAACGAUGAUCAGUUGGGCUCCAAACUACAUGAUGCUCAGCGUUGUCGCCUACCUUUGUCAGAAUUGGAUCACCUAUCAAUACGCGAUUUUUGCGAUAUCGAUUCCCGGCGCAAUUGUGUUUCUGUUCGUCAAUGAAUCACCGCGAUGGCUAAUUCAGGCGGGACGACUCGACGACGCCAGACGCGUUUUGCGAAAAAUUUUGGAGAUUGACGGCAAAAUGAGCGAUCAAGCGCUCGGCGACAUCGAAGAAAUGAUAAUGAUCGAGAGAAUUAAGCAAGAAGAGAGCACACGAAAAAGGAAAAACUAUGAUAUGCGACAUUUAUUCUGGAACAAGAAUAUGGCAGCCGUUACUAUAAUAAUGUGGCUUGGAAUGUUUACCACAUCAUUCACCAAUUAUGGAUUUGUGUUCAACAUUGAAAAACUGUCAGGCUCAAUUUACGUGAAUGCCCUUUUAAUGGGCUCCCUUCGAUGGACCCUUAACAUUUUCAUAGGGCUUUUGGACAUCAAAGUUCACACAAUUGGAAGAAAAUUGAUUCAUUUCGUUUCAAAGUUGACGAUCGCGCUUUGCGUUUUCGUCAUUUUUCUCGCUUAUUAUUUCGACAUCGAUGAGGAAUAUUCAUUAAUCAUUCGCAUUUCAACUUUGUUAGCAUCGGCAACGGCUUCGCAAGUCUUUAUCACAAAGACAAUCGUUCUAAUGGAGUUCUAUCCGACGGUCAUUCGAAAUUCGGCAGUCUCGUUCAAAGCGACCGCUAGCCGCAUCGGAACAAUUCUCGGCCCGCAGCUUUUCAUUUUGUGUCCUUACAAAAGUGUUCCCUAUGCGAUUCUCACGGCAAUGUGCAUUUUCGACGCCAUCGCUUUCCAAAUCCAGUUGCCCGAGACGAAAGGACGACCGCUGCCCGAAACGCUGCCUGAGAAAGCCAAAAAACGACCGCCGCUUAUUUCGGACCCGUUGGCGAUUGUUCCAGAUAAGGCGGCAGAUGAAGAAUGA